GCUUGUCUCAACCUCCUGUGCUGGGAGGCUUACCUUAUGUAGAAGACAUUGAAACCAAAUGCUGAGGAGUCACGGCUGACAUCCACACAUUGCUCUACACAGAAAAUGCAGCAUUCUAAGAGUGCGGUGGGCCGCUGGUCUGGAUUAGCUAUCACUCAGUUUUUCUUAUCAUAGGUAGAGGAAUGAAAACCUGUUGCAGUUGAGCCCAUCAACAUCAGUAGUUGAGACUUAAACCAUACCUGAACUUUGAGUGAGAUCCUUUUCCUAGUGUUGUCAGUCUGAGAAGCCAGCCUCCAUGGGAAAGCUUAAGCAGAGUAUACUCACCCAUGAAAUUUGGAUUUUGCUGCAUUCAAACAGAGAAUAUCAACAGUAUUCCACUGUUAGAUGAUUGACUACAGAAUGGAAGGAAACAGAAGACAGAAGCCUUUAUCUGAAUCUUUCUUUGCUUAAAGAAUCCAUCAGGGAUGCUGAUUCUCAGGAGCCUGGCACCUCAAAGGAUGCAAGUGCUUCAAAUGGACCUGUCCGAAGACUACUGGUGCACGGUCCGAUAAAGUUAAGAACGGGUGAUAAGAAAACAAAGCGUCAGGCUUUUUUGUACAAGGAUGAGCUGAAGAUAUCUAACAUUCGGUACGGCAAAAAUAUUUACUACAAACAUGUAAUCCCUGUCAAUGAAAUAUGGAUUUCCAAAUGCAUUGUUGAGGAAGGUGAUACCAGUGCCUCCAGGUGCCUGAAUAUUGGGUGGCCAAUGGUCAACUACAGGGCCAAGUUCUUCUCCCGGACAUUCAUGGAAAAAUGGGAACGCUUGCUGGACAGGUGUAUAACUGAGUCGAAAGAGAAAGAUCAAAAGCAGACCACACUUCUGCAGAUAGAAUCACUCACCGAUAGCAACAUUCCUUAUUCUGGAAUUAUAACAGUUACCAAUUUAGACACCGUGAAUGACGUUAUCCAUAUGGCACUACCAGUGCUAGGAUUAAGUGGCUCAGAAACGGACUACCAAAUGUGGGUCUAUUCAAACCAGAGAAAGAACUCUUACCCACUCGUCGGGUAUGAAUGUCCAUAUGCUAUUCAAGCAAGCUACCAUCGAGCUGCUCUUCAUAAUCAUGAACCAGGGAAGUCCACCUCCACCCUGAGCAUGGAGGAUCCUGUUCUGGACAUCUUGUCUGAUGGAGGGAUCCAGUUUGUUUUGAAGCCCAGGCACAUGGCUGAAAGGCUGCACCGCUGUGGCUUUCCCACGAACUGGCUGUGUUGCUGGGGCAUUACCAGAAGCCAUAAUGACGUGCCCCAGGACGCCGCUCCUGCUCUUUCAGUGCCAACAUUCCUGAGAGUGUCUGGUGUGGAGGACCUGAUGCUCACGCUUUGGGAGUUGAUCCGCCUUAUCAAGCAGAAAGGGCCAAAGACAGAGAAUAUUUUUCAAAAAGUUGGUGACCUAAAGUCAUUUAUAGCCCUGAAGGAAAGAUUCAAUACAGGAGAUAGAGGCGACUGGGGCAAUGAAUCGCCACUUGUGUUAGCAACACUAUUAAAGGAUUGCCUUCGAGCCUUUCCUAACACCCUGUUUUCAGCUGACCUCUAUGAUCAGUGGCUGAAUGUUCUUGAUGAAGGCAAUGACGAGGAGGCCAGAGACAUCCAGAGGCUUUUAGCCCAUCUGCCCAGAGCUAACGCAGCUGUCCUAAGACACUUGUUUUCAUCAUUAUAUGCAAUCUCACGUAAUGCAUCAUACAAUCAAAUGACUACAUCAAAGUUAGCUUUGUGCAUCACCCCGAGCCUUCUGUGUGUCUGGCGAUCUACUUCAACAAGCCCAGCCCUCGAAGGCGAAUUGAGGAGAAAGAUUUCCCUUGUGGAGUUUAUGAUUGCAAGUUAUCCCAGAAUAUUUGGAGAUGACCAGAAGUCUAAGAAGAGCUGUAUGAAUUCCAAAAGAAACUUUGGAGAGAGCAGCCGGCAAGUCAUCGCCACUGCGGGGCAGAGUGCUGCCGGCCUAGGCCUUGUGUAUACUUCUGUGGAACUGUAG
This is a messenger RNA of Lepus europaeus (European hare), 2005 nucleotides long. RefSeq names its product rho GTPase-activating protein 20-like. Gene Ontology annotation, biological process: signal transduction. The transcript has 15 exons. The coding region runs from base 746 to 2005 and encodes 419 amino acids. The record is from RefSeq and is a predicted model, not a curated record. Gene Ontology annotation, molecular function: GTPase activator activity. NCBI's taxonomy places the organism in Eukaryota, Metazoa, Chordata, Mammalia, Lagomorpha, Leporidae.